AUGACUUCGGCAUUGAGCAAGCGCCAGCAGGCGCGCAACGAAAAGAACCUGCAGGACCUUCUGCGCAAUGUUGCCGGCAAUAGCUUUUGCGCAGACUGUCAAGCGCGGAAUCCUGCUUGGGCAUCAUGGAGCUUGGGCAUCUUCCUGUGCAUGCGAUGCGCCACCAUCCACCGCAAAUUGGGCACCCACGUGUCCAAGGUGAAGUCGCUGAGCAUGGACAGCUGGACCAACGAACAGGUCGACAAUAUGAGGAAAGUCGGCAACACCGUGUCAAACAAGCUGUACAACCCUGACAACAAGAAACCGCCCGUGCCGAUCGAUGCUGACGAAGUCGACGGCGCUAUGGAGCGAUUCAUUCGACAAAAGUACAUCGCUCGCACCCUGUCGGUGGGAAAGAAACGUCCCGGCGCCGAUUCAGAUGAGACCCCGCCUCCGCUUCCCCCGAAAACACCGAGCCGAUUCGGCCUCCGGUCGGCCUCGUCCAUAUUCCCUCUCGGGUCGAAGUCAAAGAAGGCGGCCGCGGCCGAGCCUACCAGCCCCCGCGAUGCGUACCCCGCGGAGCCGCCUCUCCGGAGCCAAUCGUCGGGUGGAUUCGGUGUCAGCGUCGACCGAGACCGAUCGAAUGGGGACGACCUGGAACAGAAGGUUGCCAAGCUCCGAGACAUGGGCUUUAUGGACGACAAGAAGAGCGCUAUGGUACUGAAGGGAGUCGGCGGGAGCCUGGAAAAGGCGGUGGAGAGUUUGAUACGGCUUGGGGAAGGUGGUGGAAGAACGCCAACGCAGCUCACACCAGCACCUGGAAGGGCAGCUACGAUGCCAAUAUCCCGAAGUUUGACGCCGGGGGCACUCGCCGACACAGGCCGCGCUCGGCCAGUCAGUCCCGCGAGCACGAAUCCCUUCGAUAUGCUCGACACACCUCCUCCGCCCCAGCCGCUGUCCUCCCAGUCGACUGGGACUCUGCAGACCAAGAACCCGUACCUGUCGACGAACCCGUUCGGGCCCCCGCAGCAGGGCCAGUCAGCUCUGGAUCUCGCGUUCCAAAACAUGAAUCUUGCGCCACCAUCACAACCGUUGUUCCCGCAUCACACGGGCGGUUUGGUGCAACAACCAAACGGCCAGGUGAUGUACCAGCAGCCCGCCAGCGGUCCCUUAACCGCUCCACUGCCUGCUGCAACACAAGGGUACUACGACGCACCAGUCAACGGAAGCCAAACCUACCCACAGCCUCUGCAACCGACGCACACUGGCUUCAACCCGUUCUUCCAGUCCCAGCCCCAGCAGCAACAGCAACAGCAUCAUCAUCAGCAGCAGCAGCAGCAACAAGCGUUGUCUGUGAACACGGCGCAGUUUGGGGGGAAUAUCACCAGCAACCCGUUUACACGGUCACCCACGAGGAUCCAGUCGCCCACUCUCUCCCAGAUCCCCGAGCAAACCCAGCAAAACUUCUACACCCAACCAACGCCGACCGCACAGCCAGCGCAGCAACCACCGGCAACGAAUCCGUUUUUCAACCAGUUGACACCUCCCGCGCAGCCGUUCUCCGGGCAGAUGCAGAUACCGCAGCAGACAGGUCUAAACCCACAGGUCAACGGGUUCCUACCACCGAACCACCCGCAGUACCAACAGUACCAGCAAUACCAGCAGUACCAACCCCCACGCCAGGACAAAGCGUCGAUCAUGGCACUGUACAACAUGGCCCCAUCCGCCCCGAGCCAAAACCCGUUCCCGACCCAGGUCGCAAACCAGGUCACGCCCGCUCAGACUCCGAACUCGCCAUUCCCACCUCAAUCACUACCACAGCAGCAGGGUUACCCUCAACAACCCCCACAACAGGCCCAACCGGUCCAACAACAACAGCCACUAACCGCCCAACCAACCGCGCUAACAAGCAAGAACCCAUUCAUGCUAAAUUCCGGAGGCUCUGCUGCCACGGCAGUAGCAUCGGGAGGUGGUGUGCCACUGCAGCCGCCACCACCGCAGCCGACUAAACAGCAUAACGUCAGUCGGGAGAGUGUCAUGGCAUUGGGGUUGGAUUGGUCGAAUGGGCGGCAUAGUCCGGAUGCGUUUGCUAGUUUGAGUGCGAGGGAUACACGAUAA
Dichotomopilus funicola is the source of this 2097-nucleotide messenger RNA. RefSeq lists its product as uncharacterized. Gene Ontology annotation, cellular component: cytoplasm. The record is from RefSeq and is a predicted model, not a curated record. The transcript has 4 exons. Gene Ontology annotation, molecular function: protein binding; GTPase activator activity. Lineage: Eukaryota; Fungi; Ascomycota; Sordariomycetes; Sordariales; Chaetomiaceae. Bases 1 to 2097 code for a protein of 698 amino acids.